Molecule: messenger RNA, 1159 nt
Organism: Caenorhabditis elegans
Lineage: Eukaryota; Metazoa; Nematoda; Chromadorea; Rhabditida; Rhabditidae
Gene: misc-1
Product: Mitochondrial 2-oxoglutarate/malate carrier protein
Exons: 5
Coding region: 9-929 (306 amino acids)
Biological process (GO): alpha-ketoglutarate transport; transmembrane transport; malate transmembrane transport
Cellular component (GO): mitochondrion; mitochondrial inner membrane
Source: RefSeq, marked reviewed
AGGAAAAAAUGUCCAACGAAGGAGGAGUGCCAAAUGUCGUGAAAUUCGCGUUCGGAGGAACCGCUGGAAUGGGAGCGACUUUAGUGGUACAACCACUAGAUUUAGUGAAAAAUCGAAUGCAAUUGUCUGGAACAACAGGAAAAAAGGAAUAUCGUUCAUCAAUGCACGCGUUGACAUCAAUUAUGAAGAACGAAGGAGUUUUUGCCGUUUAUAAUGGACUUUCUGCCGGACUUUUGCGUCAAGCAACGUAUACAACCACGAGAUUGGGAACUUAUGCAUUUUUAUUGGAGAGAUUCACUGAAAAAGACAAGCCCCUAUCAUUUGGAAUGAAAGCUGUUCUUGGAAUGACAGCUGGUGGUAUUGGAUCAUUUGUUGGAACACCUGCUGAAAUUGCACUUAUUCGAAUGACUGGAGAUGGACGGCUUCCUGUUGAACAGCGUCGUAAUUAUACAGGAGUCGUCAAUGCCCUUACCCGUAUUACAAAAGAAGAAGGUGUCCUAACUCUUUGGCGUGGAUGUACACCUACAGUACUCCGAGCAAUGGUCGUAAAUGCCGCCCAACUUGCCACAUAUUCCCAGGCGAAACAGGCACUUUUGGCUUCUGGAAAGGUUCAAGAUGGCAUUUUCUGCCACUUUUUGGCAUCAAUGAUCAGUGGAUUGGCAACUACAAUUGCAUCGAUGCCUGUCGAUAUUGCAAAAACGAGAAUUCAAUCAAUGAAAGUUAUUGAUGGAAAACCGGAAUAUAAGAAUGCUUUUGAUGUUUGGGGAAAGGUCAUCAAAAACGAAGGAAUCUUCGCCCUCUGGAAGGGCUUUACCCCAUAUUACAUGCGUCUUGGACCCCAUACCGUGCUCACUUUCAUCAUUUUGGAACAAAUGAAUGCCGCCUACUUCCAAUAUGUGCUCAAGCGAGAUGUGACCAGUGCCUUGUAGAAUCGAUUUUUCAGCUAUUUUUCGACCAAAAAAUCACAGUUUUAUUAUUUUUUUUGAACAUAAUUUUAUGCUAUUUAGGUUGUGUUGUGUACACUUUUCAGAUUUUAAAUUUUGGCCAGAAAUUUUGUUUUAGCCAGGAAAAUUCAGUAUUUUUUCUUCAGUUUUUCGUGUUCAUACCAAUUUUUUCUUGUAUUUUUUUCUGCAUAUAAAUGCAAUUUUUAAUGAUUUUC